CCGGACACCCACUCAGGCUGAGAGUGGACAGGAGCUCCAGCGUGGUCUCCUCCCUCCCAGAGAGAGAGAGAGAGAAGAUUGACACCGCGGUUCCAGCUCAGACUCGCGGACAGAACACGGAGACACAGACGGGAUUACAGUCAGCGCGGGACAAGAAAAGAUUAACGGAGUGAAAGGAAGAGAGUGUGGGAGACUGGAAGAAGAAUGAGUUCAAGGUGACAGAAGUUGGGGACGCAAAACUGGAGGGAGAAACUUUGAAGCUGUCCAAACAGCCACCCAUGCUUGAGCGUUCCACUGCAGAAGAGAGUCAGGCCUGGACUCAGUGGUGCCAUGGGAACACGCAGGUCCAACAGGUACAGCAUCGUGUCGGACACCUUACCAGAGGAGGAACGCCAGAAGAUCGCUGAGCUUUCUCUCCACAACGGCCGCUCCUCGCCCACUUUCCCUCUUCACUUGCGCUGCGACGCAGAAGAAGACGACAGCAGGCGGAGAUCAGGGGCCACCUCUUGUUGCGUGAGGAGACAAGGAGGGAUGAACAACUACAAUGGGAAGGUUCUGAAGCAGAGCUCCCACCAGGCGCGGAGUCGGUUCGUGAAGAAAAACGGACAGUGCAAUGUGGUUUUCACAAACAUGGAGGAGAAGAGGCAGCGCUAUCUGGCAGAUAUUUUCACCACCUGUGUGGACAUCCGCUGGAGAUACCUGAUGCUGAUCUUCUGCACCAGCUUCCUUGUUUCCUGGCUUCUGUUUGGGAUCAUCUUUUAUGGCAUUUCUCUCGCACACGGCGACUUUGGAGAAGACAUGCUGAAGGCCGGGGGAUUGACAGCAGCGGGACUUCACGGACACGCGAGACAACAACGGCUGCCCUGCAUACUUCACGUGCAGGGAUUUGUGGGGGCGCUCCUGUUCUCCAUGGAGACCCAGACCACCAUUGGCUACGGCUGGAGGUGCGUGACCGAGGAGUGUCCGGCGGCCGUGAUCACCGUGGUGGUCCAGUCCAUCGUGGGCUGCAUCAUCGACUCGUUCAUGAUUGGCACGAUCAUGGCAAAGAUGGCGCGGCCCAAGAAGAGGAACCAGACUUUGGUGUUUUCCAAAAACGCCGUGAUCACGCUCAGAGAUGGGAAACUCUGUCUCAUGUGGAGAGUGGGCAACCUGCGGCGGAGCCACAUCGUGGAAGCUCACGUCAGAGCCCAGCUGAUUCGCUCCUACGUCACGGCUGAAGGAGAGUUCAUCCCUCUGGAGCAGAUGGACCUCAACGUGGGCUACGACGAGGGGACAGACCGGCUCUUCCUCGUGUCCCCGCUGGUCAUCAUCCACGAGAUCGACAAGGACAGCCCUCUGUACGAGCUGAGCAAAGCCCAGCUGGAGACGGACGACUUUGAAAUUGUUGUGAUCCUGGAGGGGAUGGUGGAGGCCACGGCCAUGACCACCCAGUUCCGGAGCUCCUAUCUUGCAAGAGAGAUAUUCUGGGGCCACAGGUUCGAGUCUGUGAUCUACGAGGAUAAAAACUGCUACAAGGUGGAUUACAGCCGCUUCGACAAGACCUAUGAGGUGCCGUCCACGCCGAGCGUCAGCGCCAAGGACUUGGACCAAGUGUCCGGCCAGGACUGUUUUGCAGCUUCUCCAGCGAUGCGGUCCACGAAGAGCACGGUCCCUCGGUCACUCAGUGACUUCUGCUACGAGAAUGAGGUCGCGCUGAACUGUGGAGAGGAAGAAGAAGAGGACGACAUUUUCACCUCCUCUCAGUUUGUGGGACCAGAGAAGGCAGAUCAGAGAACCACGUCGGUUUCUGUGGACUUGUUUCAGGAUGCUGCGGCCGUGAUGCCAGACAGUCACAAGGUCAUGUGUGUCCUGGACAUGGACAACAACCAGAUGGAGUUGGACAUCCUGCAGUCCGCCAUUCCUCUAGAUCCAGUGACCUAUAAAGCCGAGCAGGAGAUCUAGAUGAUCCCAAAGCCAGAUUCCUGAUCACAGGAUCUGGAAGGCUGCGGAGUCUCCUUCCAUUGCACAAAGCCCUUUUGCCUUGUUCUGCCGUGAGCAACCGAGUAGGAGUCCAGUCGGGUCCAGUGCUACUCGCUUCAUGAACAGCAUUGUGGGAUGAUCUGAAGACCAGAAGUGGAAGACUGCCUGGACAAUCUUGGGAGUCAUCGCCCAAGCUAACCCACUAACACUUCCAAGUAUACUGAAGCUGCAUGUACCAAGAGAAGAACGAGUCCAUGUCAGACCGUCCUGACACCCGAUGAGUUAUGAUGUGUUUUGGAGUGUUGUGGGAUCAUUAGCAACAGUUCUUUCCAGAGGCUUCCCUCGGUUCUCUGAUCUUCCAAAAGAGAUGAUGAGGUGUUAAAGUCCUUGUAGUGUGUUGGCUACAAGGGCACAUUGGGACUGGAAUUCAGGAAGGUGAGCUUCCGCUAACGUUAGAGGGGAAGUUAGCUGUCGGCUGUGCUAGAGACGAGCGCUGGAUAGGUAUGUUGGUAGCGCUUGCAUUCAGGCUCUAUCAGGGCUUGAAAGCCCGGCUGGUAUCUCCGUCUCAGUGAGAGAGGUGAAGGGCAGGAGACAGGUACAGCAGGCCUCGCUUUGGGCUGCAGUGCAGUUGGAGUUUGAUCUACUCCAGGCUGAGAUUCAGGACGUGAAUGUAGGUAGGGUUACAGAUAGUGAUCUUGGCCAUAGGUCAUGCUAGAGAUGCCAUGAAACCAGGCUGGAUGUGGACUCAGACUGAGCCUGCUGAUGCAUUAGGUCUUGAUUUGGAGCCGGACCCUGGUCUGUAGAGGUUCUUGGUGAGUUCAGGGUCAGAGUGCCACAGGGCUGACAGGAGGAGAACAGAGUUUCUGGAGUUGAGCGAAAGAAAGCAGCGGCUUUGUAAAUAGAAGUCCGUACCGGAGGUGCAACUCAGCUGGAGCUCACAGUUGGAUCAUGAUGUGAGGUUUCAUCAAAGGACAGACUGCGCCAUCUAGUGGGCUCAGAAAAUAAGGACACUGCUUCAUCACUAGAGCGGAGUCUCGGAACAAGGCUCGGUCAGUAACUUAAAGUGACAGAUGUGAGGGUCCAAUUGGCAAGAUCAUCUCCUACAUCCUCCUACAGCCAGAAAUCUCAGCAUCCCUUCUGACCCUUCACUUUUGAUCCUCACGUUAAAAAAGAGUCCCUAAGGCUAAAAAUGAUCUCUAGAAUCGAUGGAGACUUUGGAGAACAUAUUCAUGCGCUCAUAUUCUCAAUAGGAAGUCUCUCUCUCACGCCCCCUGCUGGUUCAGAACUCAGACGCGAAGCUUCCGUCAGAUCAACCUAGUGUUAGCUUCUGUGCACUGGCUCCCUGUCCACCUUAGGAUCAACGAGAAUUUAUCUAACAUCCUCCAAACGUUGGCUUAGUUCGACUUGACGAAGAGUUUAGCCGCCCCUUUGUGAUCAAGAGUCGCUGCUCUGCCUAUAAAGCACUUUGUGAACAGUGUUCUAAAGAGUGCAAUAUAUAUAAAGCUAUAUGAUCACCAUUAUUAUGAUGAUAUAUUUGCACUCAGUUAUUGAACUCAUUGGUUUUGAUUGACCGAUACUGGAAGUUCAGGAUGUUCCUCAACACACCAGAGGAAUUUGUUUAAGAGAACGUCCCAAAUUUCCGCUGUCAUUUGAGAGGUUGGGGCACCGUCAGUGAGCAGAAAGAGACACGGAAAAAACACAGACCUCUCCAGUUGUGCUGGAUCUGAGGAGAGAAUCUGCUGGGAAUGAAAAAAAGGAAGGUGGGUGCUGCAGCAGAAAAGUGCAAUAAAUAUGUUAAAUGAAAGUGAUUUUUUUGAAUGUCAUAUAUUUUUAAUAUUAUCAAACUAUGAAUACAUGAAAAAAAAAAUCAAGGCCAUCAUUACUGAUCUACAGACACCACUUUGUCUUCCUCGUGAAUUUAAUAUUCAAGCGUGGAGCAGUUGUAAUGGAUUGCAGUUGCUGUAUUUCAACACUGGAGGGCUCUCCAGUCUUUCCCCGGCGAUUCACAGCAACAUCUAGUGGUGGACUGCGGAACGACUCGACGCAUUU
Molecule: messenger RNA, 4008 nt
Organism: Synchiropus splendidus (mandarinfish)
Lineage: Eukaryota; Metazoa; Chordata; Actinopteri; Syngnathiformes; Callionymidae
Gene: kcnj4
Product: potassium inwardly rectifying channel subfamily J member 4
Exons: 3
Coding region: 331-1941 (536 amino acids)
Biological process (GO): regulation of monoatomic ion transmembrane transport; potassium ion import across plasma membrane
Cellular component (GO): plasma membrane
Molecular function (GO): inward rectifier potassium channel activity
Source: RefSeq, a predicted model, not a curated record